AAUUUUAUGACCUCAUAAGCUCCGAUCACAGGACGGAUUGGUAAGGCCGCUCCGCCUCUACAUCGUCCUUACGUGCACGCUGAGCGGCCGCAAUCGCCGCCUUCUUCACCGCCAUUAUUCGUCUCUUCCUUCCUACUUUUAUCGAGAUCGCUGGGCAUGGCAGCGCCGAGCCAAGCAAGUUUGCUCCUUCAGAAGCAGCUGAAAGAUCUUAGCAGAAAUCCGGUGGACGGCUUCUCUGCUGGUCUUGUUGACGAUUCUAAUAUCUUUGAAUGGAGUGUCACCGUGAUCGGGCCGCCGGAUACCCUCUAUGAUGGUGGUUAUUUCAACGCAAUUAUGAGCUUCCCACAAAAUUAUCCUAAUAGUCCCCCAACAGUUAGGUUUACUUCAGAGAUGUGGCACCCAAAUGUUUACCCCGAUGGUCGUGUUUGUAUAUCAAUCCUUCAUGCGCCUGGAGACGAUCCCAAUGGUUAUGAGCUUGCAAGUGAACGUUGGACUCCUGUACACACGGUACAUCACUGGUUGGCAAAUCCUAUAUUAAUCUUUGCAACUAGAAUAUCUUUAAUUUAGGAAGCCUUAUCCUUU
Messenger RNA from Dendrobium catenatum, 582 nucleotides. RefSeq names its product ubiquitin-conjugating enzyme E2 7-like. The transcript has 4 exons. The record is from RefSeq and is a predicted model, not a curated record. The coding region runs from base 157 to 567 and encodes 136 amino acids. Gene Ontology annotation, molecular function: ubiquitin conjugating enzyme activity. Lineage: Eukaryota; Viridiplantae; Streptophyta; Magnoliopsida; Asparagales; Orchidaceae. Gene Ontology annotation, biological process: protein polyubiquitination; ubiquitin-dependent protein catabolic process.